Messenger RNA from Abrus precatorius (Indian licorice), 459 nucleotides. RefSeq names its product calmodulin-like protein 3. Gene Ontology annotation, molecular function: calcium ion binding. The transcript has a single exon. Lineage: Eukaryota; Viridiplantae; Streptophyta; Magnoliopsida; Fabales; Fabaceae. The coding region runs from base 1 to 459 and encodes 152 amino acids. The record is from RefSeq and is a predicted model, not a curated record.
AUGGAUCCAGCAGAACUUGCACGAGUUUUUCAAAUGUUUGAUCGAAAUGGGGAUGGUCGUAUCACGAGAAAAGAGCUUAGUGACUCUCUAAAAAAUCUUGGAAUAACCAUCUCGGAACAAGAUUUGAUUCAAAUGAUUGAGAAAAUUGACGUAAAUGGAGAUGGGUAUGUUGACAUUGAUGAGUUUGGUGAGUUAUAUCAAACGAUAAUGGAUGAGAAAGAUGAAGAGGAGGACAUGAAGGAGGCAUUUAAUGUGUUUGAUCAAAAUGGAGAUGGGUUCAUCUCAGGAGAGGAAUUGAGCGCAGUGUUAUCUUCUUUGGGCCUAAAGCAUGGGAAAACCUUAGAAGAUUGCAUAAGCAUGAUCAAGAAAGUGGACGUGGAUGGUGAUGGAAUGGUUAAUUACAAAGAAUUUAAGCAAAUGAUGAAGGCUGGUGGGUUUGCUGCAGCUUCAUUGAGUUGA